AAAGGACAUUACAAUGCCCUAGAAGUACUCACGAUAUCAAGUAAAGCAUGUUAAAUUUAAGUACAGAAAAUGCAAUAUUCUCACUACUGAGAUAAAAAAUGCAGCUGAAUAAAUUACAGGAAUUUCAAGAAAGCUGAGAAUGGAGUGGUCAAUAAAGGCUUCUUUUUCGGACUUGGGUAAGGCCUUGAAGAAUGAUUUAGGUUUAGGAUAGUGUUUUCAACUGGAAAGGGGAUUGUGUGGGACCCCAUUAGUGGAGGUCUUGACCCAUUUGUAAGCAAGGAAAUCUCUUUUACACUUAAAAAAAAUUGAAACAAUAUCGAUUGGAAAUAUCAGCGCAUUUUGGUCGCCCAACUCACUUUGAUGCCUAAGACCCAGCUGAUUUCUCUUCAUUUCUGCAAAGUUACUGUACCAUGGCAGGCCAACGAACAUGUCAAAGGAAGAGCAGCAGAGCUGGCCCCAAGAAAAUGCAAGAACCUCCAAGGAGCAUUGAAGAAUUCUUGAAGUUUCAAAAUUGGGAUUAUUGGCCAAGGGAAAUCCAUUUUAGAGAUGAUGAUGAAUGGUCAUGCACUCUGAAAAAAAUAAAAGAAGAUAGUUCAUUUGUUUCAAUUUAUACACACCUAUGGGAAAAUGUUCCUCGAAUAUUUGAAGCACUUUUGAUCAUGGAAUCAAAAUUAAAGGAAUAUUCACUUAUUUUGCAAAACCACACCUCUAAAAUAUUUAAGUGGAAAAGCAUGAUUUCUGAGACAAGUUCUUAUAGAAAAUUGAAAAGAUAUGGGGAAUUUCUAAAGAAGUACCAUAAGAAAAAAAAGAUAAUGCUUUCAGAUGAAAUGGAGACAGAGAAGAAUAUAGAGGGUUGCAGCUUCACAGGAUUCAAAGCAAAUGAACUUACUAAGCUACCCAGACAUUUGGAUGCCGAGCGAAUUUAUCUUUUUAUUUUAAAAGCCCAUAAUUUUGAUGGAAGAGUUUUUAAAAUCUGGAAGACUCAUUUUCUCUCAGAAGCCUCCAUUGCUCUUUUGCAUGACUCCUUUUGGUGGUGGUUCCUCCAUAAAUUCAGGCCUGACAGAGAAAACCAAGAUUGCUUAUUCGAUAGAAUUUCAGAAAGUUAUGUGAAGCUUUUCAUGAGCAUACCUCUAAGUCGAAAGGAUGCAUUCUUUCAGAUAUAUCCUGAUUGUUUGGCACAAGCCAUAUAUGCAACAUUCCAUGAAGCAUUUCCAGAAUCUAGUUACCUCUUUAAUGAUGAAUUUAAAGAAGAUCUAGGGAAUACCAUUUUUCUUUGGUGUUCAGGUUUAAAACCUCAAAAAGGCUUUUGGACCCACUGGAAACUGAAAGAACUCUCCACAACCACCAUUCAUGGUAGCAAAAAAGCACAUGCAAAAUCAGUAAAGGAAAGAAUUGCAGACAGUCAAGAACGUAUAACAACUACUAUCGACUUCAAUAUUAUCAAGAUUCUAAACAACCCAAGAGCAUAUGCGUUGCCCAUAUCCAAGGAAGAAUCAGGAUUAUCAAGACUAGCAAAAAAGACUCCAAGCAAAGGCUACCAAGAAACCUCACGAAGUGAAACAGGACUUUGAGAAGUUCCUACAUGAACUGCGUUCUGAAGCUGAAAUUGAGAGAGAAUGUGUGGCAUCACUGUCGUCGUCAUCAUCAUCAUCAACAGAGAACUACAACUUUGAGGAAGAAGAGUACUAAGAGAAACCGGAAAUGAACUCUAUUCAAGAAUAAUGCAUACAAUUCAAUGGUAUCAGUUUAAUUGUAACAAUAUAUUUAAUUCAAGUGUAAUCAGUUUAAGAGUGUGUUUUACCAUUCAUCUUUAAAAUCUUCAAAUGAAUAAAUCUCAGUAAAUUAUUCUUAAAA
Messenger RNA from Rhinopithecus roxellana (golden snub-nosed monkey), 1854 nucleotides. RefSeq names its product family with sequence similarity 227 member B (gene FAM227B). The transcript is spliced from 14 exons. The record is from RefSeq and is a predicted model, not a curated record. NCBI's taxonomy places the organism in Eukaryota, Metazoa, Chordata, Mammalia, Primates, Cercopithecidae. The coding region runs from base 411 to 1571 and encodes 386 amino acids.